Messenger RNA from Myotis daubentonii (Daubenton's bat), 1046 nucleotides. It is a transcript of the gene COQ7, whose product is annotated as coenzyme Q7, hydroxylase. NCBI's taxonomy places the organism in Eukaryota, Metazoa, Chordata, Mammalia, Chiroptera, Vespertilionidae. The record is from RefSeq and is a predicted model, not a curated record. Gene Ontology annotation, molecular function: 3-demethoxyubiquinol 3-hydroxylase activity. Gene Ontology annotation, cellular component: nucleus; mitochondrial inner membrane. Gene Ontology annotation, biological process: determination of adult lifespan; regulation of gene expression; ubiquinone biosynthetic process.
GGCACGUUGGGCCCGCUUCGCUCAAGGGAGUCGUUGCUUUGUUGUCGCCGACAAUGAGCUGCGCCCGGUGGGUGGCGUCUGGCUGCCGGUGGCGGCUGUGCUCCGGUGCCCCGCGACCCCUCUCAGGAAACAGCUCAAUUUUACUUGAGAGUAAUGAAGAAUAAACACUUGCAUUGCAGCUUAUGGAAGAAGAAUCAGUGUCAGAUUUUGCAGCUCAAGAAUGACUUUAGACAAUAUCAAUCGGGCAGCUGUGGAUCGAAUUAUCCGUGUGGAUCAUGCAGGUGAAUAUGGAGCAAACCGCAUCUAUGCAGGGCAGAUGGCUGUCCUGGGUCGCACAAGUGUCGGGCCAGUCAUUCAGAAAAUGUGGGAUCAAGAAAAGGACCACUUGAAAAAGUUCAAUGAACUGAUGGUUGCAUUCAGGGUCCGGCCGACGAUUCUGAUGCCCUUUUGGAACGUGGUGGGGUUUGCGUUAGGCGCAGGAACCGCCCUGCUUGGGAGGGAAGGAGCGAUGGCCUGCACUGUGGCCGUGGAAGAGUCCAUAGCACAUCACUACAACAACCAGAUCAGGACAUUGAUGGAGGAGGAUCCUGAAAAAUAUGAGGAGCUUCUUCAGGUGAUAAAGAAAUUUAGGGAUGAAGAGCUUGAGCACCAUGACAUAGGCCUGGAACAUGAUGCAGAACUGGCUCCAGCAUAUGCCCUUCUGAAGAAGAUUAUCCAGGCUGGGUGCAGUGCAGCGAUAUAUUUAUCAGAAAGACUCUAAGUCUUUGCUCUGGAUUUCUUUGAAUGCUGCUCCCACAGUAACAAGCUUGGAAUAGCCUACCAGAGGAUGAAAAAUUACACGGGUCAGAAACAUGCUGUUCCACAUGUACUUAGACAAACCAGUCUACCAACCACUGGACACUGAGAAGGCCAUCCUAGAUCAUUCAGCUCCAGGCAAGCCACCAAGAGACCACUGCAAUCAACUGAGCUGGCCUAGAGCAGAAGAACCACCCUGCCUACCCACAGAAUUGUGAAAAAUAAUAAAUGUUUGUUAUUUAAGCCUUCAA